UUCUUUUUUGAGGCUGCCCAACUGAAGGGAAAACGACCACUCAAAUUUACUGUCUAUAAGCGUUCGAUGGAAGCUUCAUCUGCCUCGAUAUAAAGCUCCCUGCUGCUCUCUCUUUGCACAACAAAUUAACCCACCAUGGCUGGUUUUGCUCCUUUUUCUUGUGUGCUUUUCAUCUCUUCGCUUUUGCUGGCUUCCUACGCUUGUGCCGCAGAGCUAGAACUAGACUAUUCUUCUCUUCCCGUAGUGAAGGGACUGUCAUGGUCAUUCUACGACUCUAGCUGUCCCAAGCUUGAAUCCGUCAUCAGAAAAGAGCUCAAGAAGGUCUUCAAGAAAGACAUUGGCCAAGCCGCUGGCUUGCUUCGUCUCCACUUCCAUGACUGCUUUGUUCAGGGAUGUGAUGCUUCGGUGUUGCUUGAUGGAUCAGCCAGUGGUCCAAGUGAGCAGGACGCGCCUCCGAACCUCAGCUUGAGAGCAAAGGCAUUUGAGAUCAUCGGCGACCUUCGUGAGCGUGUCCACAAGCGGUGCGGACAGGUCGUCUCUUGCGCUGACAUCACUGCUAUCGCUGCCCGUGACUCUGUUUUCCUGUCAGGAGGUCCAGACUAUAAUGUGCCACUGGGAAGGAAGGAUGGACUAACCUUCGCUACAAGGGAGGUAACACUAGAGAAUCUUCCCGCACCCUCGAGCAACGCUAGUGUCAUUCUCGACUCUUUGGCCACCAAAAACUUGGAUGCCAUCGAUGUGGUAGCCCUCUCCGGUGGCCACACCAUUGGCAUUGGCCACUGCGCUUCUUUUAUUGAGCGGCUCUAUCCAACUCAAGACCCAACCAUGGACAAAACCUUUGCCAAAGACCUCAAACAAAUUUGUCCCACGCAAGAUUCAAACGCCACCACCGUGUUAGAUAUCCGGUCGCCUGACAAGUUCGAUAACAAAUACUAUGUUGACCUCAUGAAUCGCCAAGGCUUGUUCACAUCAGACCAAGACUUGUACACGGAUAGCAGGACAAAGGACAUCGUCACUAGCUUUGCUGUCGAUGAGGAUAUGUUCUUCGAUCAGUUUGCCAAGUCCAUGAUUAAAAUGGGACAAUUGAGCGUGUUGACGUGCCAGGAAGGGAAAAUUCGUGCCAAUUGCUCCACGAGGAAUUCUGAUAAUAUCAAAUUGAUCAAAACUGUCGUGGAAGAAGAGGUGGAGGGCGCCGCUUCUUCUGAGUUGUAAGGGUGUUUAUGAACAUGUCUCAACUUCUUCAUGUAUUAAUUUCUUUUUCUAAGAAGAUGAGGGGAGGGGC
Molecule: messenger RNA, 1282 nt
Organism: Alnus glutinosa
Lineage: Eukaryota; Viridiplantae; Streptophyta; Magnoliopsida; Fagales; Betulaceae
Product: peroxidase 12-like
Exons: 3
Coding region: 136-1212 (358 amino acids)
Biological process (GO): response to oxidative stress; hydrogen peroxide catabolic process
Cellular component (GO): plant-type cell wall; plasmodesma
Molecular function (GO): heme binding; peroxidase activity
Source: RefSeq, a predicted model, not a curated record